GUACUGCUCCCUAUGCCAUUCACGAGCAUUUCCACUAUUUUAGAGAGAGAAUUUAGAGAGAGAGAGAGAGAGAGAGAGAGAGAGAGAGAGAGAGAGAGAGAGUGAGUGAUCUUCCAUUCACAAAGCAGCAGGUUGAGAAGGAAGAUGUGCGAGUCUAUAUAAGGCGUUGAGAGAUAAUUCAACUGAUCUCUUUCAGGCAAGUGUCUGUUCAUGAGGAUGGGGAGAACACCGUGCUGUGAGAAGGAAGGGCUGAGAAGAGGCCGCUGGACGGCGGUGGAAGACAAUAAACUGAGGAAGUAUAUCGAAGCGAACGGAGAAGGUUCGUGGAGAUUGUUGCCGAAGAAUGCUGGACUGUUGAGAUGUGGAAAGAGUUGCAGGUUGCGAUGGAUUAAUUACUUGAGAGCGGAUUUGAAGAGAGGGAAUAUCACUCAACAAGAAGAUGAAACUAUUCUCAAAUUGCACACGACUUUCGGCAAUCGGUGGUCUCUUAUUGCUGGACAUUUACCCGGGCGAACAGAUAACGAAAUAAAAAACUACUGGAAUUCUCGUUUGAGUAAGAAAAUUUACAGUCCCACCGGCAAAAAAGAUGCUCCUGAAAGCGCCGAUCUUUCAAAGAGAAGCACCCCAGGCCGACCAAAAAAAUCAGCCAUACUAAAAAAGAACAAGAAACAAACUACCCCACGUGAAAGUUCCCAAUCUAAUUCCAUAGCAAAAGUAGGACUUCUCGACGCAGGAAGCACAUCUCGAUUGGAAGGUGCGGAGAAGGAACCAAGUAAAAGCGAUGAGGAGGAAAAGAAAGAAACCAGUAACGCAGCUAUGAUGGAUCCAAAAGUAGAGGAAAAGGAAACUUGGGAACUGGGAUCAAAUGAAUUGAUCGAUGAAACAAUAAAAGGUAUCGACGAGAGAGAAAAUAGUGUUUGGAGUUCAAAUAUAGAGAGCGAGGAGUUGUACUAUUCUUCUGCGUGGGCUUCAUCAAUCAAUUCCAAUUUCAACAGCGAAUGGCUCAAUUGGAACUGGGAAGAUGACGGGGGGGUCUUAGGUCAGAAUUUCAAAGAACCAUCAUCUUGGUUUUAUUGGGCGAAUACCAAUGGGAAAGGAGAAGAAUGUCUUUGAAAUGUUGCCCAAUAUUUUUAUUCCUAUAGGUAAUCUCUCUAAAAUUUACUGUAAUAAGGCCAGUGACUAAUGCUAGUAGAUUAUAAUUCAUCUAAAACUUGAAGC
Molecule: messenger RNA, 1218 nt
Organism: Cucurbita pepo subsp. pepo (vegetable marrow)
Lineage: Eukaryota; Viridiplantae; Streptophyta; Magnoliopsida; Cucurbitales; Cucurbitaceae
Source: RefSeq, a predicted model, not a curated record